Molecule: messenger RNA, 1008 nt
Organism: Cladophialophora psammophila CBS 110553
Lineage: Eukaryota; Fungi; Ascomycota; Eurotiomycetes; Chaetothyriales; Herpotrichiellaceae
Exons: 1
Coding region: 1-1008 (335 amino acids)
Source: RefSeq, a predicted model, not a curated record
AUGUCGCCUAAUGGAACCAAUGGGACGACCGAGCCCAAACACGGCAAGAUGAUGUCGCAGAACGAGUAUAUGCCAGAUUUGCCGGCCAAACAUCUCAAUACUCCAGUCGAAGUCACUCCAUCGCCCGAGGAAAAGACCACUGGGCACUUCAAUGAUGCCAACAUCAAGCUGUUCCUCUCUGGGAUGCAUCGAGAUGGUGUAGUCAUUCUCAAAGACAUCAUCAACCCAGAUCACCUCGAUGUCAUCAACGAGUUCAUGAUUGAGGACACCAAGAACGAACUCAGCAAGGAGAAUCUGUACAAAAACUUCGGUGCCGAGAAUAUUCAACAAGGUCCUCCUCUGACGCCACCAAAAUACUUCUUUGACGACGUCUAUCUGAAUAAGCUCCUUUUCCAUGCCGUGAAUCUUUACCUGGGACCGAACGCGACAUGGAACAUGGUCAGCGGCAACAACGCCUUACCUCAUGGUGUCAAGCGGCAACCUGUUCACUCCGAUGCCAUGUGCAAUCAUCCCCCGGCACCUUUCUACGUGGUUGCAAAUGUCUACACCUGUGAUGCUAGCGCUGCCAAUGGCUCGACAGAGAUUUGGCUGGGGACGCAUCAUUUCAACACUGAGGCUCAGACACCGCCCGGUCCAAAAGGCGAAACUCACAUCACAGACGAGUAUGUGGCGGAAAGGCAGAAAACUCUGCCUGGCAUUCAACCUACGGUGAAGAAAGGUUCGAUCUUGUUCCGCGAUAUGAGAUUAUGGCAUGCCGGAGUGUGCAACAAGUCCGACGACAUGCGGUUCAUGAUUGCCUUGGGGUUCUCUGCCAGCUGGUGGCACGGCACAGCAAAGUUCAGAGUCCCCGCGGAGACAGGAGUAUUUGAGCGCAUCAUUCACGGCACCAAGGGCCAGGGGAUCACGCCUUUGAUGAUCGAGCUGCCCCCAGAAGAGUAUGAGAAGCUGCGGGAUGCACAUGACUUUAGCGAUGUCGAGAAGAUGACGUACGAGGGGGAAAUAUUCUAG